AAAUCUAUAAAAAAAUAAAAUAGUCAAGAAACACCAACUUGACUUAAUUAUUGAAUAGCAAUAAUGAAUAAAGCAGCCUUACCCCUAACCUAUUAUAAAUAAGCAUGUAUCAAAACGAAUUGAAAUAUACUCCAUUGGAUCUGAGACAUUUUCCUAGCUAGUAAUAAGCAUUUUUAGUUCAUCUUGUCAAAAAAAACAUAUAUUCUUUAGUUCUUUCAACUCAACCAUGGCAAAAUCCUCCAUAAUUCUUCUAAUUUCUUUAAACCUUACUUUCCUCUCCAUAAUAUCUUUUGUCACUGCCACUAAUUACUAUCAAAGUCUAUCUCCAUCUAUGUUGGGCUUCCAAGAAGAGAAAUUCACCCAUCUUCACUUUUACUUCCACGACAUCGUUACGGGCCAAAAACCAAGCAUGGUAUUUGUAGCCGAGCCCAAUGGCAAGAUAGACGGUACCUUGCCAUUCGGGACAGUUGUGGCUAUGGACGAUCCAUUGACGGCUGGGCCCGAACGUGACUCAAAACUUAUAGGUAAGGCCCAAGGAAUUUAUACUUCUAUAUCACAAGGUGAGAUGGGACUAAUGAUGGUGAUGACCAUGGCAUUCACACAUGGAGAUUUUAAUGGAAGUACCCUUAGCAUAUUGGGUAGGAACAUGAUCUUGACUGAACCUCUUAGAGAAAUGCCCAUUGUUGGUGGAACCGGAGCUUUUCGUUUCGUACGUGGAUAUACUCAAGCUAAGUUUCAUUCUGUAGAUUAUUCCACAGGAGAUGCUACCGUAGAAUAUGACAUAUUUGUGUUCCAUUAUUAGUUAGGUUAGGUAGAUGUUUCACAAAAUAUAGAGUUUAUUUUCGAUUUAUUGUCUACUUUUUAUUUUUAUUGUAUUUCUCUUAGAUUCUCACCCAAAGCGAAAAAGAUAAAUAGAGGUGAAAAAUAAAAAAUUUAAUAUUGUAAUAUCACAUUCGUAUCAAUAAUCUUAAAUUUCAUUUUUGAGUUAA
Molecule: messenger RNA, 989 nt
Organism: Trifolium pratense (red clover)
Lineage: Eukaryota; Viridiplantae; Streptophyta; Magnoliopsida; Fabales; Fabaceae
Product: pterocarpan synthase 1-like
Exons: 1
Coding region: 227-802 (191 amino acids)
Source: RefSeq, a predicted model, not a curated record